CCUGACGCUUACUUAAACUGUAAUCUACACACGCCAGACGCACGAAAGCGGGCAAGAAGGUUCUGCGAAAUUCAAAAUGCGUUCUUCUUUGUUUUGCCUUCCUUAGCCUCUGAACUGCUGCACGUGAAUGGAUGGGUUAUGUAGCCGUAGUAUCAUUUGAUUUGACCUUGUUUGCUAGCCAUUUGACCCAGAAAACCACUUGGACUUUCACCACUUGGACCUGUUCUCGAUGAGCGACUUGUGGGACUACGACGACGAAGAGACCGAACCGCUAGAGAACGCCGUGCUAGACCAGCCAGCGCCCCAAGCGGCCCUGCCAGAGCAGAAUGCGGAUUCUGAGGACUUGUCGGGCUCGUUGAGCGACGACGAGCCCCAGUUAGCGACUGGAAAGAAGCGUGGGCGGCCGCCGAAGAAGGACAAAGCGGCAGCGCCGGUCUGCGGCAAGAGCAAGCGCGGGCGAGGCGGUGCUGCAGCCGCGGCGUUGACGGGUGCCCGCGCCCAAGUGCCCCUGGCGCAGCAGCAGCUGCCAGCUGAGGUGGUAGACCUGCUGGACUCAGACGCGGACGAUGAUGACGACUUCUUACUGGCGCCAACGCCGGCGCCCGACGGCAAAGCCUCCGCUGCGCCUGCGCCGGCCGCCACGCCCUUCGGCGGCGCGCCGACCGGCGCGUCCAAAGACGCAACUUCGAUGCUAAAGCCGGAGACGCGCACCUCCUUGCAAAAGGAAUACGACCUGCUCGCACAGCUCCGAGCAGCACAGGCCAAGGUGGCGGCGGCGGUGGUCGAGGACGCGGCACCGGAGCCGGAGGCGACGCCCUACCGCCGGCCCCUGGCGGGCCUGGUCGCGGGGCUGAACCGGCCGGCGACGCACCGGCCGCUCGGAACUGAUGCAAACGGAGGCGCCGCCGGCAGUGUUGGCCUAGGGCAAGGGUUAGGGCUAGGGCACGGGCACGGCGGCGAGGCGAGUGGCUUGGCGGCUGGCUCGAUCUCAGGCGCUGCCCUUGGCGGCGGCAGCGGAGCCGAGGCUGGCAGCUGCGUGGUGGGUGCCACAUCCAGUGGUGAGGCGGCGGCGGCGGCAGCCGCCGCGGCGGCGCAGCCUGCGGAGGCUGACCGCGUGAAGCUGAAGCUGCAGUGGGGUCCCAACAAAGACGGCAGCGUUAUGCUGCGGACGGUGAAGAGCGACCCCAUCUGCAAGCUUCUGGACCGGUUUAGGGCGCUGGCGGCGGAGAGGCGGCUGUGCGCCGACCCCAAGAAGAUCAAGUUCAUGUUGGACGGGGAUGACCUCGCCAAGACGCCUAACACAACACCCGAGGACUUGGACCUGGAGGAUGACAUGAUCAUCGAUGUGAAGCUGGGGGCGCCCGCGUGAGUAGCGUGGAGUGGGCGGCGGCGGCAGUGGCGGCGGCAGCAGGAGCAGGUACCGUAGCUGAGGCGGGCUACUUAGCCUGGGCUGCGUCUAGAGGCUUGAGCAGCAGCAUAGGCUCGUGCGAGACUGGCGGUGAGGCACCAUGCCGGGCAGAAGCGGCUGCAGUCGUAGGAGUGCAAUCCGCCCUCGUACCUGCGCGCUGGCAGCGGUGAGCAAAGCAGCUGGGCAUACUCGGGCUGCAGCGGAGGCCGGGCGCUUUCAUUUGAUGUGGGUCGGAAACUGGAGCGGGAGGAAUGCCCGGUGCGGGCGCUGGGAGAGCGAUGCGCAUGACGCUUCUUACGCCUGGCGUUACUGACAGGCUGCGCGGCUUGUCGCAGACAGCAGCGGUGUUCAUGAAGACAUGGAACGUGUAUGGGGGGGUUGGUUUGAGUUCGGGGAUUCUGAAGUUACUGAGUUUACAGAGGCGGGGUGGGACUGGGUGGGCAUGAUUGCGCAGGUGGCUACCGAUGCGCAAGGGUGCCGCUGGUCCGAACGGCACGUACUGUUGGUUCCGGAUUCCACGGAUGUAACGAACGGAUACUGAGUUUUACGGCUACCUGAGGGGCGUUGGAAACGGGGGGCGUCGGUGGGACUCGUGUGGAACGGUGGGAAUUGGUGGGAAUCGGUGGGAGUCGGUGGGGAUCGGUGGGAACGGGGGAGCCGAACGGGUGGGACCGGCCCUUGGGGUUGCCGACCGAGUUUACUGAUUUCACUUUUUGCAUGGGCGUAGGAUCGCGCCGUUUACCCAGGCAUGUGAUCUGAUUGGAUUGAGAGUUUAUGAGUGUUAGCGAACAGGUUGACGGUGUAUAGACGAGACGGAUGCGUGGUCGUUUGGGCUGCAUCUUGAAGCUUGGACCGCGCAAUGCAGCUGCUGCGUCUAGCUACAGGCAGGCGCUCAAAGGCCGAGAUUGGGUCCAGUGCUUGAGCCAUUUAGUGGUGUGUGGAGGCCAUGUGAAGGAGACGGUUAUGUGGCAAGUCAGGUACUGUGAUACUCGUGGGGGUGCCAUCCCAGGGAGUGCCUGGCUUGCGGCUGCAGCUGCUGUUGACAGCGGCACGCGAUGGUGCGUUGCCUUGGUGUGACUCACAACGAAGGACAGCAUUUCUAGUUUCUAGAUGGCGGGUUGCACGCGCGAUUUACAUAUUGGGAGGCUGACGAACGUGCACGAAGUCGUGGGGUCAGGAGCGGGUACCUCGCGGUUUGUGUUAGUCACACGCAAAACAUGCCGCGUUUUUCAAAUGUAUAACCGUCAAGAAUAUAGCUGCUAGUAUACAGUAGAGGAAGACGCUGCGGCGCGUGACAGGCGGCCCAAAUUUAGCUGUGAUCGCUUCAUGGAUUCGCUGUGAAAAAAACAGUU
Chlamydomonas reinhardtii is the source of this 2760-nucleotide messenger RNA. RefSeq lists its product as uncharacterized. Lineage: Eukaryota; Viridiplantae; Chlorophyta; Chlorophyceae; Chlamydomonadales; Chlamydomonadaceae. The transcript is spliced from 3 exons. The record is from RefSeq and is a predicted model, not a curated record. The coding region runs from base 230 to 1369 and encodes 379 amino acids.